Messenger RNA from Tinamus guttatus (white-throated tinamou), 1680 nucleotides. It is a transcript of the gene TOR4A, whose product is annotated as torsin family 4 member A. Gene Ontology annotation, molecular function: ATP hydrolysis activity; ATP binding. The record is from RefSeq and is a predicted model, not a curated record. Lineage: Eukaryota; Metazoa; Chordata; Aves; Tinamiformes; Tinamidae. Gene Ontology annotation, biological process: negative regulation of apoptotic process. Gene Ontology annotation, cellular component: nuclear envelope; endoplasmic reticulum lumen.
AUGGACGGAGAGCUGCCCUGUGCUGAAGUGGAUGCAGAACUGCGCACUGCCAAGGAGGAUGCAGGAGGGGAGGUUGCCUGUGCUGUGAGUGAUGUGGGAAGAAAGGUGGCCUGUGCCAAAAGCCACGAGGAAGGGGAGGUCCCCGGUGUGGAGAGCAAGGAAGAAGGAGAGGUGCCCUGUGCCGAGCGCCGUGGAGAAGGAGAGGAGCCCUGUGCUGAGCAUGAUGCUGAAGGAGAGAUGCCCAGUGUGGAGAGUGAUGCAAAAGAAAAGGCACCUGGUUCUGAGAGUGACAGGGGAGGAGAGACACUCAGUACUGAGAGCGAUACUGAAGGGGAAACACCCAGUGCUGAGAGUGAUGCAAAAGAAGAGGCACCUCACGCAGAGACUCUUGCUGCUCCGAAGAAAAUCUCCUCCAUUUCUUCUCCCUUGCGGGCUAUCAUCCGCAUUCGGCGACAAAUCCGAAUGCAAAAGAAAAGUCGUCUGCGUUUAGAGCUCCCGCGAGAAAAAUCUCCAGAGCUGGUCCAAACAAGGCUGCUUCAAAGGCAGAUUUCCAUGAACCGAACUAGCCUCUAUGGUUCUUCUAUGUCCUUCUUUAAUCAGAGCAGCUUUGAAAAUUCACAGUACUUCACCUUUGACACAUCCGCGGACCAUUAUACUAUGAGUAAAUGCAGGCGGAAGAAGAAACGUAGGAAGUCUAGGAUAGUCCUGUAUCCGGAUAAAACAAAAAGGUAUCUUCCAACAGAGGAGAAGAGCAAUGCAAAACGCUGCCUUCUCCUGCUUAUUGUCAUUAUCUUCUUCCAGAUUCUAAACGCUAUUGAGAACUUGGAUGAUAACCUCCAAAAAUAUGACCUAGACGGUCUGGAGAAAACAAUGCACCGGGAAGUAUUUGGGCAAAAUGUUGCUGUAGAAAGUAUUAUGGAAUUGCUGAAAGACUAUCUGGCUACCCACAUACACAACAAGCCUCUGAUUAUCUCUUUAAAUGGUCCGGGAGGAGUUGGGAAGAGCCAUGUUGGCUGGCUGUUGGCCAAACAUUUUCGCUCUGUCAUGGACAAUGACUUUGUGCUUCAGUACUUUGUGAUGCAUCACUGUCCAAGUUGGGUAAGUGAACUUACUUGCCAAAUAGAUUUGUCUGAGAAGAUUUCUGACAUGGUUACAAGAGCUGAAAUAGAAGAGAAGAUACCACUAUUUAUUCUGGAUGAAGUUGAAUUCAUGUCUCCAGUCCUGCUGGAUACUCUCAGCCGAUUCUUUGAACCCAAUCAAACCAAUGAGUUCCUCAAUGCCAUCUACAUUUUAAUAAGCAACAUAGGAGGUAGUGAAAUAACAAAGUUUGUUAUCCAGAAUGCAUCCACUGAGCUUCUGCAUCAGCAAAGGGGAAUUGAAGAGCUGCUGAAGAUCAUCCAGCCUUUACUGAUCCAAACCCACCCGCUCUGGAAGUCUGCAGAUGUUGUCCCGUUUGUUCUUCUAGAGAAGAGCCACGUCAUAAACUGCUUUCUAGAGGAGAUGAGGAGGGAAGGGCUGUAUCCUGACCAGAACCAUAUUGAAAAUUUAGCCAGUCAGCUUAGUUACUACACUACAGGAGGCAAGCAGUACUCCACAACAGGCUGCAAGCAGGUUGUGGCCAAAGUCAACUUACUGUAGUGGUUUACUGCAGAGAGCAAAUCUUGCUCUUGGGAUUAGGAG